Molecule: messenger RNA, 531 nt
Organism: Oxyura jamaicensis (ruddy duck)
Lineage: Eukaryota; Metazoa; Chordata; Aves; Anseriformes; Anatidae
Gene: ENY2
Product: ENY2 transcription and export complex 2 subunit
Exons: 5
Coding region: 68-358 (96 amino acids)
Biological process (GO): poly(A)+ mRNA export from nucleus; regulation of transcription by RNA polymerase II; positive regulation of DNA-templated transcription
Cellular component (GO): nuclear pore; DUBm complex; SAGA complex
Molecular function (GO): chromatin binding; transcription coactivator activity
Source: RefSeq, a predicted model, not a curated record
CGCGGUCGCACCAACUACAUUUCCCGGUGGGCGCUGCGAAGAGGGAGCGGGUUGUCAGCUUUGCAAGAUGAAUAAGGACGCCCAGAUGAGAGCCACCAUUAACCAGAAGCUGAUAGAAACGGGGGAGCGGGAACGCCUUAAAGAUUUGCUGAGAGCCAAGUUAAUUGAAUGUGGCUGGAAGGAUCAGUUGAAGGCACACUGCAAAGAUGUCAUCAAAGAAAAAGGAUUAGAGCAUGUCACUGUUGAUGAUCUGGUGGCAGAAAUCACUCCCAAAGGUAGAGCCUUGGUACCAGACAGUGUGAAGAAAGAACUCUUACAAAGAAUAAGAACCUUCCUUGCCCAGCAUGCCAACCUUUAAUUUCAGCAGUCGUCUUCAAUACAGUAUUUCUGUUUCUACAUUCUGUCAGUCGUGUCAGGAUUGGAAUGCAGUUUCCAUGCUCAAUGAUUGAAAUUCAUUAUUUUUUUUGUAUGAUUUCCUUUUACUGCAUCAAUUUCUUGGUGUUAUUUUAAUAAAAAAAGUGGACUUAUGGU